Galleria mellonella (greater wax moth) is the source of this 2218-nucleotide messenger RNA. RefSeq lists its product as uncharacterized. Bases 304 to 1719 code for a protein of 471 amino acids. The transcript is spliced from 2 exons. NCBI's taxonomy places the organism in Eukaryota, Metazoa, Arthropoda, Insecta, Lepidoptera, Pyralidae. Gene Ontology annotation, molecular function: protein binding. The record is from RefSeq and is a predicted model, not a curated record.
CUAUGAGGGAGGCCUUUGUCCAGCAGUGGACGGAUAAUGACUGAAAUGAUGAUGACGAACUAGUAUUAAUCUGAUUGUACUGUUCCUUGUUCCGGAAAUCUAAAAAAGUUAAAUAUUUCUUAAAAGUGCUUGUAGGCAAACAUAAAAGUAUGUACUUAUUGAGUAUGAUCUAAAACUCCAAGCCAGUAUGUUGGCACUGGCCACAAACUCAACUUGUAAGCAAUAUCUGUCAAACAUUAAUGUGACAAUCAUAUUAGUAUUUUGCUAUUAUAUCCAAUUAUUAAGAUCCCAGCACUCGUUACAAUGACCGAUCUAUAUUUGACGGAGCCACGACUCAGCGCGGCAGGUCCCACGCCGGCCGACGUGGCGCGAUUCGUGCCUUACGCGUGCAAUCAGUUGCAGGCGCCUUUUAUGGUCAAAGUUGUUAUGCGAACUCAAGACGAAUAUGUAAGCAAAACAGAAGAGAGAUAUAAGAGAUCGAACAAAGUGAAGUCAGCCAUUCAUCAGAAUAUAUCUAAUGUGUCUGAAAGCAAGGUGUCUACGGUCUCUGUAGACCCGCAGACAGACAGGGACAUGAUUGUUAUCGUCGCCGUGACCGACGUAGUCGGUAAUUUGGUCGAGCUCAUUUUCUACCGCUGCCCCGACAUCCCGCGUCUCCUCAUUAAGAUCAUCGGCCUAUGUAUUCCAUACCACCCGUACUUUAAGAAGCUCACGCUGCGAUGGGGUCCCCUUGAUGGCCCUACUCUUUAUGAAGUAGCGAAACUUCUCUCCUUUUCGCAUAUCACCGAACUUAAUCUUGACGACUCACCCGUCGCUGCAGCCAAUUAUUAUAUGCUUCUAGAAGAACAGACACAGUUGCGGUGCCUGUCACUCGCGCGCUGCAACAUAGACGAUAACGAUUGUACAAUUAUCGCCUCGAAACUGAUCCACCCACUUCCCGCGGCGAGAACACUCGUAAUGCUUUCGCUCGCCUCUAAUUUUAUAUGUGACGUCGGAGCCUGUGCGCUUGGUGAAGCUUUGAGAAGCAACCGGUCUCUGCAAUAUCUGAAUCUAUCCGGAAAUCAGAUAGGUGACGUCGGUGCGGCAAGCAUAUUCGGGAGUCUCAUGGAAUUCCCGUUGUCAUGCGACGAAGUGGUAAAGAAGAGACAGCGACAAUUAAAGUACCUCAAAACGAAAGAGGAGGUGUAUACCAAGUACUAUAAUGAGCUGACAACGGCGCUUCUGGAACACUCACACGACGAGAACAGUCGCACUGGGAAGCGGAAAGCAACGGGAACGCGCAGCAGGAAAUCCAGUAUAACAAGCACGCUGACAGCAACUGCCACGAGCGUACUCGACACGGUCUCACUUAAAGCAGAACUGAUGGCCACCGAACUGCUCGGCGCCUACUCUGACCCAUUCAGCAUCGAGGAAACGAUGUUACACGACAAUUAUGUAUACAGUAUGGGGAACAUGACAUUGUGCUACUUGAACUUGGCGUACAACAGCCUAAGCUACCUCAGCACUGUGAAACUGCUGGAAGUGGUGACGUACCAGAGCGAAGUGGCUCACAAGGUGGCCAGCGGAUUGUUACGUGUGCAUCUGGUUGGAAACCAGUUGCCGGUGGCCAGCCGCGAGCUAGAUGUCGCGCUACAGCUGCUCGACAAGGCCAUGAUCUGCAGAGCCAAUAAGCAACAGAAGCGGCCCGAGCGGUCCGCGCGCUCCGUCAAGUCUAAAUAGAGAAACAUUUUGAAUUUAACGUUUCAAGACUGAUCCUAUACGCAAUUUGAUUAGUUUAUACUCAAAUUUGUUAAGAUAUAAUAUUAACUUACUGUGGUAAACAUAGUUAAUAAUGUAGAUUAUUUAGUACUAUCAUCAUUAUAUCAGACUUUAAUUGUCCACUGUUGAACAAGCCUCCCCCUUAAUGGGGUUUUGCUGGUAGUUACUACGCUUGGUAGGCGGAUUGGCAACCGCAGUUAGGCUUUGAAAAAGUUUUAAGAGGGACACUGCUGCCGAUCCGUCGCCCUCUCUUAGUUGCCUCUUACGACACCCACGGGAAAGGAAGAGGUGGCCUAUUCUAUGCCGGGACCGACACGGCGAUUAUUUAGUAUAUUUGAACUUAAUUAUUACUCAAUUGCUGUUUUGUGUAAAGCAUUUUUAAGAGUAAUGUUCGGCUAGAUAAUUUCUUUCAUGUGACAUCGCGAUGAAGCGCCGCGGUGUCGUUUAACAGAACCGAAUA